Molecule: messenger RNA, 1557 nt
Organism: Scedosporium apiospermum
Lineage: Eukaryota; Fungi; Ascomycota; Sordariomycetes; Microascales; Microascaceae
Exons: 10
Coding region: 1-1557 (518 amino acids)
Biological process (GO): transmembrane transport
Cellular component (GO): membrane
Molecular function (GO): transmembrane transporter activity
Source: RefSeq, a predicted model, not a curated record
AUGGCGACCGAAAAGGCCAAUGAAGGCACGUUUGGUAAACACUUCGGCCUCUGGAGUGCCGUGGGCCUCGGAUGGAUUACUCUGAAUGUAUUUGGUGGCAUGUCCCUCAUCCUUGCUUUUGCUCUGUCUGCCGGCGGUCUUCCUGCCAUUCUCUAUGGCUUCAUCGGCUCGUCUUUCGCCGUAUUUUGCAUCAUCCUGACUUUUGCGCAAUGCGCUUCGCGAUACUCCACUGCUGGGGGUGCAUACCACUACGCGUGUUUCCUUCUGCCCGACCAAUAUAGGCGCUCCGUCUCGUACGUGCUGGGGUGGCUCAACUACCUGGGAUGGAUCUUCACACAUGCGGCUUGCUGCUCCAUUGUUGCUACUUGCACGAUGGCUCUCGUCAACCUGUGUGACCCGAGCUUUGAUACAUCCAUCAGAUGGCGCCUGUUCCUCGUCUACGAGGCCAUGGUUUUGCUCUGCUGGGGUGUUAACGUCUGGGGUCUGCGUGGAAUCCCGACACUAGAGCUCCUUGGAUCAACUAUUUUCGGGUUCAUUGCUUAUACUAUCCUCCUGCUGGUCAAGGCCCCCAAGGCCGAGCCUAGCUUUGUUUUUGUUGACACGACGAACGAUACUGGGUACUCGUCGAUGAGUACAGCGAUCUUUCUUGGGCUCUUCACCAGCUUCGCUACACUAAUGGCGCUUGACGGGCCUGCCCAUCUCGCGGAAGAGAUUCCCCAGCCCAAGAAGCUCCUCCCUCGCAUCAUGUUGAUUGUCAUUGGCUCUCAGUUUGUUGUUGGUGUCAUCUGGAUUAUUGUAUUGGGCUUCUCGAUCACCGACUUGGACGCCAUCUUGGCCACUCCUACUGGAAUCCCGACGCUCGAGCUCAUCAGGCAAGCCACUGGAGGAAAUGCCGCCUCCAUUGCUUUCUGUGUCAUCUUGAUGAUGAACAACGGGACGUCAGCCCUUGGAAGCGCCGUGACCAUGACUCGACAGGGCUUCGCCUUUGCACGAGACGGUGGCCUUUUCUGGAACAGCAAGCUGGUCGAAGUCACCCCUCGCGUGCACACACCCUUCUGGUCUAUCACCCUGCCAUCUAUCUUUGUAGCCUUAGUGGGAGUCAUCUAUCUCUUCUCGAGCGCGGCCUUCAACGCCAUCAUCGGUUCUCAAGUCGUCUGUAUGAUUAUUAGCUUUGGAUUCCCAGCGCUCAUCUUGCUUUUGACCUCGGGAAGGACGUUGCCCGCCAAGAAGGAGUGGAACUUUGGAGUUUGGUCCAAGCCCAUCUACAUCGUGUCUGUUCUCUACUGCGCACUUGUCUUUAUCGUCGCCUUUAUCCCACAAUCGCAUCCAAUCACCAGCUUGAAUAUGAACUACACUAUUCUAGUGAUGGGAGUGUUCAUGAUCUUCAUGACUGUAUCGUGGUUCUUGGAAGGCCACAAGCUUUUCAAACUACCAGUCUGUGAAGACGACGCUGUGUACGAGAGUGAUUUGAUCGACGGCGUUGUAGUUGACGCUGAGGCUGGCCAAGAAGUGACCAGCGUGGAAGUUAUAGGGGACAAAAGGUUGCUCGCAGUGUAA